Sparassis crispa is the source of this 1242-nucleotide messenger RNA. RefSeq lists its product as hypothetical. NCBI's taxonomy places the organism in Eukaryota, Fungi, Basidiomycota, Agaricomycetes, Polyporales, Sparassidaceae. The transcript is spliced from 4 exons. The record is from RefSeq and is a predicted model, not a curated record. Gene Ontology annotation, biological process: regulation of mRNA processing; protein phosphorylation; spliceosomal complex assembly. Gene Ontology annotation, molecular function: ATP binding; protein kinase activity. Bases 1 to 1242 code for a protein of 413 amino acids.
AUGGCAUCGUCGACCCUCGGCCGUUGGGCCGCCAGGACUCUGGGCGGCCGUCAGCCUUGGCCCCUCAGGAACUUCUCCAACCCGCGUUUCGAGAGGAUCGGCGCGAGCCAGCGCAUCGAGGAGGAGAACUUGCCAGACUACGUCGCGGCGCGGUACUGCCCCGUCCGCAUCGGCGACCUGUUUGCUUCGCGCUACCAGGUCGUCGGCAAGCUCGGCUUCGGCGUAACGUCGACCGUCUGGCUGGCGCGAGACCUGACGGGCCGCCGCCACGUCGUCUUGAAGAUCUUUAUCCGCGCGGCCAGCUUGGGAAGCGAGCUGUCGCACGAGUUGUCCGCCUACCAGCGCCUGGACCGAGGUCCCACAUCACAUUUGGGUCGACGAGCCGUCCGCACCCUGCUCGACUCGUUCACCAUUUCCGGCCCCGACGGCGCGCACCCGUGUCUCGUGCACCCGCCGCUGUGGGACAGCGUCAAGACCUUCCUGGCGCGCAACCCCGCCGGCCGGCUGCCCGUGCCCGUCCUCGCCAUCGUGCUGCAGCAGCUCUUCCACGCUCUCGAUUACGCCCACAAGUGCCAGGUUAUCCACACAGACAUCAAGGCGGGAAACAUCAUGUUUGGCAGCGAAGACGCUACCGUUUUCGAAAAGUUCGAGCAGGCCGAGCUCGAGCAUCCCACGCCGCGCAAAGAAAUCGACGGCAGGAUCAUCUACCUGUCCCGCGACUUGGAAAUGCCCAGCGACCUCGGCCUACCCGUCCUCUGCGACUUUGGCUCGGCCGCAUGGGGCGAGGAAAGGCACGAAGAGGACGUGCAGCCAGAUGUCUACCGGUCGCCUGAGGUCAUUCUCAAGGUCCCCUGGAGUUAUGAAAUCGAUAUUUGGAAUGUCGGCUGCGUGAUCUGGGAUAUCUUUGAAGGCAGGCACCUGUUCUACGGAACCGACCCCGAACACGGCGCCUAUCGCAGCCGCGCCCACUUGGCCGAGAUCAUUGCCCUCCUGGGUCCUCCGCCGCCAGGGCUCGUGGCCCGGGGCUUGCUGAGGUCCAAGUUCGUUUCUGAACAAGAGGAAUUCCAAGCCGGUAUCAAGGUGCCGCCUCCCGUCUCCUUGGAACAGUUGGAGACAAACCUAGAAGGUUCAGACAAGAAGUUGUUUCUGCAAUUCAUGAGCAAGAUGCUGCAGUGGGAUCCGCAGCACCGGCAGACGGCGAAGCAGCUUCUUGAGGACGAGUGGCUGAAGAAGCAUACCUAG